Molecule: messenger RNA, 314 nt
Organism: Rhizophagus irregularis DAOM 181602=DAOM 197198
Lineage: Eukaryota; Fungi; Glomeromycota; Glomeromycetes; Glomerales; Glomeraceae
Biological process (GO): protein ubiquitination; modification-dependent protein catabolic process
Cellular component (GO): nucleus; cytoplasm
Molecular function (GO): ubiquitin protein ligase binding; protein tag activity
Source: RefSeq, a predicted model, not a curated record
AAAAAAAAAAUAAAUUAAUUAAUAAAAGAAAAUUCAAAUAAUUUAUUCAAAAACCUUCAAUUACUAUCAAAAUGAAAGUUAUCGUUCGAACUUGUCAAAUAUACGGAGGAAAUAUGUAUAAAGUAGAGGUUGAAAAUUUCGAUCAAAUUUCAGCCAUUAAACGAAAAAUAUCUGACAAUACAGAUAUCGAUUGUGAAAAUAAAAGUUUAAUAUUCAAUAAUAGACAGCUAAUUCAAGAGAUGAAAUCGUUAUCGGAUUAUGAAAUUCAACAUGAAUCCACUCUUCAUUUAAGAUGUGGACAAUGUGGUUGUUAA